Messenger RNA from Scutellospora calospora, 294 nucleotides. NCBI's taxonomy places the organism in Eukaryota, Fungi, Glomeromycota, Glomeromycetes, Diversisporales, Gigasporaceae. The record is from the annotation of a GenBank genome assembly.
GUGUAAAUACUAUGAACGAUCAAAUCUUAAAUUCCAACUUAGAUAUAAAUCUAAAUCAAGAGAAUAAUGUUUCUGUUAACAACUUGACAAAGAAAUUAUAUCAAGGAGAUUACAAACCAGAAUUAUGUCUUUUACCUCAAGUGCUCAAUGCAAUAAUUCAUCCUACUGUUGAUUCUUUUUUCGAUUUGGGAAAUGAUCGUAUUAUUAGUAGAUAUGUAAAUUUAAAUCCUCAAGUUGAUGUAAAUAUUCUGAGACAAUGUUUGGAAUAUGAAACAAAAUUCUAUAAAUGGGCAG